AUGACUGAGGAGAAAAUUGUUCGUACUUUCAUCAAGACUCACGAUCCACCCUACUUUGAAGAGAUCUUUCGCAUGACUGGAAGUUCGUUUGCUGCUAUCAUUAACAAGUUGGAGGAGUAUGAUGAAUUUAUCAAAGCAGGGAAGAUUGUUAAUGUGUCUGCAUUAAAGUUGCAAUUGGAUUUAAAAGCAGUUGGAAAAAUUGGCACCGUUCCUCCCAAACUUUAUUCCAAAGGCAUUCCUCCAAGUUAUGAUGCGCAAGCAAUCUGUGCUUAUCAUUCUGGGAGUCCAGGUCAUAUCACUGGCAAUUGUUGGAUUUUAAAAUAUAAGAUUCAAGACAUGAUUGAUUCUGGAGACAUCCUUCUUAAAAGAAAGGGAGAGCAAGGACCGAAUGUCAACAAGAAUCCUUUACCUGAGCAUGGGAGCACUGUGGGGGUUAUUAUCGCUGAUGAAAACUUUAUCGAUCCCACUCAGUACAUUAUAGAUGAAACUGAGAUGUUUGGCGUAAUGGAGACCGACCACGUGAGAAUGAGAAAAUUGAUGUCUGCUGAAGAGUCCAUGACUAAGGAUAAUAUUGAGAAAAAGUUGAGAUCUUUUGUGUUUGAAAAAGAGGAACCAUUUAUAGUAGAAAGAGGGCCUUCCGAGGUUGACAAUUCUAAAGCUCAUUUUAUUCUGGAUCUACCAUCUUUUGAAUGGGAUAUAUUAGAGCCUGUCAUUCUUGAAUUUUCGGAACAAAUGCCUAUCAAUAACUUGCAAGAGGUGUCAUGGAAUUACGAGGAGUCUAUUCUGUUGAUUGGAGAUAAAAAAUGCUUAAAGGAAGAGGAAUUUACUAUUACCACGUCUGGGAGAAUUGUGAAAAACUCUGAAAUUGAUGUUCAGUCUAGAACCAAGGUUAAAUCUCCGACGCCCAAGCCUCUUGUGUCUGAAAAUGAAGUUGUGAAUUUUUUAAAGAUGUUGAAGAGAAGUGAGUACAAAAUAGUAGAACAGUUGGAUAUGAUGCCUGCUCAGAUUUCUUUUCUGAAUCUUCUCUUGAUCUCCGAGCUACACAGUGAAGCAUUGCUCAAAAUCCUGAACGAAGCUCAAGUACCUAAAGAUAUUCCGGUGGAUAAAUUUUCUAAUAUUGUGGGAAAUGUACUUGCUGCUAAUCAUAUCGCCUUCUUCGAUGACGAUCUGACUGCAGAAGGGAUCGGCCAUAACAGAGCCUUGUAUAUAUCUAUCCGCUGCAAUGGAAAGCUGUUGCCGAGAGUCUUGGUGGAUAAUGGGUCAGUGCUGAAUAUCUGUUCAUGGAACAUUCUCACUAAACUUGGAUUUAUUGACGUUAAACUCCGCCCGUCUGCAACUGUGGUUAGAGCGUUCGAUGGUUCAAGGAGAGAAUCUAUGGGCGAAAUAGAUCUGGUAUCGGAGAUAGGCCCUGCUCAAUUCCAAGUUACUUGCCAAGUAAUGGACUUCUCUAGUGUUUACAAUAUUUUGUUUGGAAGAUCUUGGAUACAUGUUUCCAAUUUAGUGCUAUCUUCUCUGCAUCAAAUGUUGAGGUUUAUUGUGAAUGAUCAAUACAUCACUGUGUUUGCUGAGGAUGACUGUACCAUGAUUGUUGAUACAAAAUUCAAAAGUGAAGACAGAAAAAGGACUCCAAUUUCAUCUCAUAUAUUGCUGACAUCGUCUCUGUGGGUUGGGUAUCCAAAGAUAAGUCGUUGA
Messenger RNA from Coffea eugenioides, 1692 nucleotides. RefSeq lists its product as uncharacterized. The transcript has 2 exons. The record is from RefSeq and is a predicted model, not a curated record. The coding region runs from base 1 to 1692 and encodes 563 amino acids. Lineage: Eukaryota; Viridiplantae; Streptophyta; Magnoliopsida; Gentianales; Rubiaceae.